Pisolithus orientalis is the source of this 1946-nucleotide messenger RNA. RefSeq names its product amino acid/polyamine transporter I. Gene Ontology annotation, biological process: amino acid transport; transmembrane transport. Gene Ontology annotation, molecular function: transmembrane transporter activity. The record is from RefSeq and is a predicted model, not a curated record. The coding region runs from base 239 to 1858 and encodes 539 amino acids. Gene Ontology annotation, cellular component: membrane. The transcript is spliced from 17 exons. Lineage: Eukaryota; Fungi; Basidiomycota; Agaricomycetes; Boletales; Pisolithaceae.
GCCGGACUGGAUGUGGGAAACGUGAGGUGGGGUGUGCUCCCAGCACACCCUAGUGAUGAUGUUCGAUAUGUAAUGCUUCACCUUUGAGCGCCUGAGCACGGACUCCGGGUCAGCCACGAUGACGACCGCGGUCACCGUGAAUUGGCUCGCACGCACGGGCGCUUCUGCCCUUCGGGUCCAUAUAUGCAGGGUUCGUAGGGGCCCCGGGUCCACAUAAUCGUUUCCUUGAGAACCGACCAUGAACCGACCGAGUAUCGGGGCAUCCUCAUCCAAGGAGGCCAUUGCGAAGAGGGACGAAGCGCUCCUCGCUCAGCUCGGCUAUAAACAAGAGUUUAAACGUGCUUUCAAGCCGUCAGAGGUGUUUGGCAUUGCGUUCAGUAUCAUUGGGCUUCUUCCGUCGAUUGCAUCUGUUCUCGUCUAUGCAUUGUCAAAUGGUGGUGCCUCUUCUAUGGUGUGGGGAUGGGUCGUAGGGAGCCUCCUCAUUCUUUCCGUUGGUUUAUCGAUGGCCGAGUUGGGUUCCGCAGCACCUACAUCCGGAGGCCUCUACUAUUGGGCCUACUCCCUCUCGUCUCCCCGCUGGCGGAACUUACUCUCUUGGGUUGUUGGAUAUGCGAAUACGGUGGGUUCCAUCGCGUCGGUCGCCUCAAUUGACUGGAGCUGCGCCGUCCAAGUUGCCGCCGCUGCAAGCAUCGGAUCAGGGCAAACCUUUGUCGCUACCACUGGCCAGCUCUACGGUAUUUAUAUUGCGAUACUCCUCUCGCAUGCCGUUGUGUGCUGCCUUGGAACCGUUGUCCUUGCGAGACUACAAUCGAUCUAUGUUGCGAUAAACAUCCUACUCUGCAUUGCGGUUAUCAUCGUACUUCCGGCUGCAACACCGAAAGAGUACAUCAACAGUGCUAGUUAUGCCCUCGGUAACUUCACAAAUUUGAACGGUUGGCCAAACGGCUUUGCCUUUGUCCUCUCAUUGGUUGCACCACUUUGGACGAUAUGUUCGUUUGAUUGUGCUGUACACAUCAGUGAGGAGGCCGCAAACGCUGCUACUGCCGUUCCAUGGGCCAUUGUCAGUUCCAUCAUUGUUGCAGGGAUCCUGGGCUUGGCCAUCAACAUUGCCCUUGUUUUCUGCAUGGGCACGGAUAUUGAGUACACGCUCAACAGUCCUAUCGGGCAGCCAAUGGCCCAGAUUUUUUUCAACAGCCUCGGAACGAAGGCCACGCUGGCGGUGUGGACGUUUGUAGUGAUCGCGCAGUACAUGAUGGGUUCUAGCAUGCUUCUCGGCGCAUCCCGCCAGACCUUCGCAUUCGCUCGUGACGGUGCACUUCCACUUUCGAAUAUCCUUUACCGCGUAAACAGCUUCACUGGCACGCCCGUCAACACGGUCUGGUUUGUCGUUUUGAUGGCAGGCCUGCUGGGCUUGCUCGCAUUUGCUGGCACAGGAGCCAUCGACGCUAUCUUUACCAUGUCGAAUUCGUCGCUCUACGUUGCGUAUGCGAUACCUAUAUUCGCCCGGUUCGCAUUCGACAAUGACUUUAAGCCGGGACCUUUCAAUCUUGGCAUUUUCAGUUUGCCGAUAGGCGUUAUAGCCAUUGUAUUCAUGUCUUUCAUGAUCAUCGUUUUCUCCUUCCCUACGACGCCAACCACCAACGCUGCGAAUAUGAAUUAUGCAAUUGUCGUCUUUGGUGGUGUAAUGGUGUUGUCCCUUGUAUGGUACUACUUCCCAGUGUAUGGCGGCAUACAUUGGUUCACAGGACCUGUACCCAACAUCGAUGCCGAUAAGAAGGAUGAGACAGGUGGAAUGUAUGAUGACUAUGCGUCCAAGGAGAAAAGCGCAGAAGGGUCUGUGAAAGUAGUGAGAGUAUAAGCAACUCGUGGCAGCUUCCCUAGGUGGUAGUAUGUUGACACUAGUAAUAUCUACAUGCGAUGAAAAACAUGUAUGCUUUAGACCUUCG